CUGCUGCUUCACUGCUGGCCGUAUGCUGUCAUAGUGACAGUCAACAUAAAUAAUUUUGCAAUAUUGUAACUGGCACGAACAAAAAACACAGACGCCCGUUUUAUAAACAAAUUGUGUGCGACGUGCCGAACAUUCGAAGUCCAAAAGUGUUGGACGCACGUAAUCAAAGUGCAUAUGGUUUUUCAGUGAUGAUUGCAUUAACGUUCUAAACGAGCGGCAGAAUGGAAGACUACAAGUUCCUGUUUAAAGUGGUGCUUGUUGGCAAUGCUGGUGUUGGCAAGACAUGCCUUGUGCGGCGUUUCACGCAGGGGUUGUUUCCGCCCGGACAGGGCGCUACAAUUGGUGUAGAUUUUAUGAUUAAGACUGUUGAGGUAGACAAUGAAAAAGUUAAGUUGCAAAUUUGGGACACGGCCGGCCAGGAGAGGUUCCGCUCUAUUACACAGAGCUACUACAGGUCUGCACAUGCACUCAUCUUAGUUUACGACAUAUCAUGUCAGCCGACAUUUGACUGCCUGCCGGAUUGGCUGCGGGAAAUCGAAGAAUACGCGAGCAGCAAAGUACUCCGAAUAUUAGUGGGUAAUAAAAUGGACAGGGAGGAUCGAGAGAUUCCGCGGCAUGUGGGCGAAGAUUUCGCGCAGCAACAUAAUAUGUAUUUUCUGGAAACUUCUGCGAAAGAGGCGGAAAAUGUCGAAAAGUUAUUUAUGCAAAUUGCAGAGGACUUAAUGGAGCAAGCUAGAAGAAGAGAUUUGCUGCGCUACGAUAGCCACACGACCCACAUCGAGGGCAAGACGAGCACAAUAGGCGACAGCAAUUGUUGUAGUAAAAUGAAUUGAAAACUGCACGAAUUUGCACAAAGUCGUCGCCGUCGCGUUAUUGUUGUUCACGUUUCUUUAUUUACACAACUUACAUCGUCAAUCGUACUAUAAAUUAGGUUGUACUCAGGUAAUGAAAUAAUCACGUGCGAUUCGUCUGCGCCGACAUUCGUAAACCGCGAACACGAACAAAAACGCAAUGAACAAACCCAACACAUACUCUAUAACAAUGUGGGUGUGCGGACGAGUCAUACGUAUGCGCGCGUGUAGGUGUAUGGGAAGAUGGGCAGGUAUUUAUGUUUGCACAUUAAUUUAUUGAUUUGUUGAGAAACCAGUGAAUGUAAUACUACUGUUGCUUAUUAUUCGAGCGUUGAAUAUAUUUAUUCCAGGUUAUUUAUUUUCGAAGCAAUAAUUGGCGUAAAUUCAUUUUCGGUUCGGUCGAAACCUGAAAACUUUGAUACUACCUAAAUAAACUAUCUUUGCUGUGAUGUUCUGUGAAUGUAAUGGUACAAUUAUGAAGCAUUCCGGUCUGAUUUGUUGUAUUUGAGGUCCCAGACCGCACUUAUACAAAUAAAGAAGACAUUUUCUAUUAUAAAUAUUGUAAUCUUAGUUGACUUGUGAAUCACAGCAAUUUUGCACGUUUUUUUUUUAAUAGUUUUUAAACGUUUUGGUAGUCGUAGGCUGUAAGUAUGGCGAGCCAAAGAAUUUAUGACGUCACUGCAAGCAAAUAUUAGUAAGAAAAUAUUUGUUUGUUUGAAAACAUCACCUGUGAAUGUAAAUAUCACAAAUAUCAAGCCAAUUAUGGACCAUAUAACGUUGUAAUCGAGUUCAUCAGUCAGUCAAAUCUUAUGAGCAUUAUUAGUGGAUUAAUUCGUGAAUUUGUUAAUUAAUUUAUAACACUUAGCGUUUUUUUUUUUUUUUCAUUAUUGGAAUUUUGUAAUAAGUAGCGAUCACAUUGUACUAGUGUAAUCUUGUUGAAUAUUUCAAAACACUGUGUCAAAAGCAAAGAAAAAAAAAACGCGAAACUGGUGGUUGUAACAAUUUGCAAGCUUUAAUUAAUUCUUUGAUAUUUGUAACGAGCUAGUAUGUAAGGAUAUUUGUUAUUGUUUGUAAUGGAUCACUUCAUUUGCACCCAUCGUCGAUAUUUGCAUGGUGUAGGUAUGAUUUUUGAUAUUUUAUCAUUAACAUGUAUUUCAUAGACUUUUUUAAUGAAAAUACGAAAUUGUAUGCAUCAUUCAAAAUAAAAAUGAUACACUAACCAA
Molecule: messenger RNA, 2074 nt
Organism: Dalotia coriaria
Lineage: Eukaryota; Metazoa; Arthropoda; Insecta; Coleoptera; Staphylinidae
Product: ras-related protein Rab-30-like
Exons: 4
Coding region: 222-833 (203 amino acids)
Biological process (GO): vesicle-mediated transport
Cellular component (GO): Golgi cisterna; trans-Golgi network
Molecular function (GO): GTP binding; GTPase activity
Source: RefSeq, a predicted model, not a curated record